Messenger RNA from Oppia nitens, 960 nucleotides. RefSeq lists its product as uncharacterized. Lineage: Eukaryota; Metazoa; Arthropoda; Arachnida; Sarcoptiformes; Oppiidae. The record is from RefSeq and is a predicted model, not a curated record. The transcript is spliced from 3 exons. Bases 1 to 960 code for a protein of 319 amino acids.
AUGAGUUUACAAACAGUUAUGGUUACCGGUGCUAAUCGGGGUAUAGGUCUCGAAUUGGUCAGACAAUUGUUAGCCGAACCGAAUCCACCCCAACAUCUGAUUGCUACUACUAGAGCAAAGGCUAACAGAGCCGAGUUGGACGCGUUGGCCGUAAAGCACCCGAACCUACAUGUAAUAGAUAUGGAGAGCAAAGACUACAACAGUUUCACCGCAUACACGCCUACAGGUGUUGUCGCACAAGUACAGCAAAUAGUUGGCUCCAGUGGUUUGGAUACACUGAUCAACAACGCCGGUGUACUCAUACCAAAACUGUUAGACACCGUCACUGCAAACGAUAUGAUUGAAAACUUUGAGAUCAAUACUGUCUCACCAUUGAUGCUAACAAAAGCACUUUUACCACUAUUAAAGAUUGCAUCCGUUCACCGGAAGACAGCAGUGGUAAACAUAUCGUCAUCAUUGGGAUCAAUAGAGUUGGCUAAACCCAGACCCAAUGGCCAGUGGUUCAGUAUAUUCCCGUAUCGGUGCAGUAAAGCCGCACUCAAUAUGAUUAGCCAGUGUUUGUCUACUGACCUUAAACGUGAUAAUAUAUACGUAAUUAGUAUGAACCCGGGUCAUCUUAAAACUGAUCUGGGUGGACCCACUGCACAAAUUGAAGUGGCCGAUGGUGUCAAUGAGUUGGCCAAACCUAUACCCGAUGAUCAGUGGUUUAGUGUAUACGCGUAUCGGUGCAGUAAAGCAGCGCUUAAUAUGAUUAGCCAAUGUUUGUCUACUGAUCUCAAACGUGAUAACAUAUACGCAAUUAGUAUGAACCCGGGUCAUCUGAAAACUGAUCUGGGUGGACCCACUGCACAAAUUGAAGUGUCCGAUGGUGUCAAUGGUGUGAUCAAACAAAUCAAAUUGAUUGAUGAUAAUAGUAAUGGUAAAUUAGUUACCUAUGCGGGAGGAGUAUUGCCAUGGUAA